GGUGUUUGUAGGAUAAUUUAGUGAACAAGCAGUAAACCAAUAUGGCGGCCGAAAUGAACGGUGAAAUUCAAGAUUUUCAAGCAAAAUUGAGAAAGAAAGGCUGGUAAGUUACAUUUUAAGGUAAUUAUGUAAAUUUACUGGACUCAGGACGCAAAUUACAUUUUAUAGACUUCAAUUAUUUUAAAUUACAAGUUUGGAAACUAAUUUUUAAUAUAUAUAAAGACAAUAAAGUUUAUACAUCAGUCAUCAGUGCAUCAAAUCACAUCACAUCACAUCACAUGAUAGAUGCUUUUAUAUGAGUAAAUGUACUCAAACUCGGCAUGAUAGAUGCUUUUAUAUGAGUAAAUGUACUCAAACUCGGCAUGAACAGUGUUAAAUAGAUAUACAUGAAAAGGACGUAACAAAAUAAUCGCUAGUUUUAAACCUUAAGGCACUAUUAUUAACGGAUGAACUGUUAAUUGCCCAUCAGUAGUCACUACAUGAGUACACCUGGUCCUGGAUAUGUAUUUAAACUUUAAAUAGUUUUGCGACGUAUUAAACAGCACAAGCUGGACAACUCAAGCAUGCUAAAGCAUUCAAAAAAGCAUGCGUUCACUUACUGGCAAGCAAAUGCAUGUGCAUUUUGGGUUGCAAAAUCAAAAAAAUGUUUACUGAUCUGUAAAGUUGUUUUUCAACUCUUUCAUGGUUUUUCUCCUCUUCUUGUUUUGCCCAUGCAGGAACGUUCAAAAUAACAUAUUUCCCAUCUCCAACAGCCAAGUUACAAAACCGUGUUUGCAUUUUCUGUAAAUUCAUUUUGAAUUUAUUUAACCCGACUGAAAAUUUUUCAACCCAAAUUCUGGUAAUUUUACACUGAAAAAUUGUUUUUAUAAGUUGGCCAAAAUGCAAAAAAGUUGAGAAAAUUUAUUUCUCAAUUUUUUCCCCUACCAUGUACGCCCAUGUUUUUCAUUAUGUGCAAGGUCAACUAAGUUGCUUGAAAACUGAAACAAUGGAAUUUAAAUUGAAAUAUAUUAUUACCAGAAAGAAAGUCAAAACAAAACAUGUAUACAUUCCCAUAAUCGUAUAUCUUUGAUUUUGGUAGCUUAUGGAGAUCUCUAUUAGCUCAAAUUUCUGCUUUGGAGACCUUUACUAGUUCAUUCCUAUUUUGCCAAUAAGGCUGAAAUACUCAAUCAUGUUUGAUGAGAAAUUGAUGAGAAAACCUCACAGACAAAGCAAAAAGUAUGAAAUAAUGAAAAAAAAAUUCAUACAGUGCAAAAUAUGCAGUAUGUGCAAGCAGGUUUGUGUAAGUUGAUACCUUACUUUGAUCAGCAAUACAUCCAUGGUUAUUGUGGAUUGGUAUGUUUCAUUUGGUGACAAGACUUCGUAAGGUCAGGGCCGUUCCGACCGACAUGUCUUUGGGGGGAGGGGAUGAGGACAAGACUUUGGGGGCCCCUUUAUGUUUUGGCCGGGUUCCUGACUUUUCUUUGAAAAAUUACAGUUGUGACUUAAAAUUGAUCAUUUUUGAAAAACUCACUCCUGCAUGUUUUUUCCUAAAACGAAUAUCCAUAUUAAAAGAAAUAUCAAUAAAUCGAGAUAACAUCAAUAUUUCAAUAUUGUUUCUACCCUUGAAAGUCACUAAAUCUUAAACCUGAUUUUUGCCAAACUACGUGCAGUAUACAGAAAAACAAUUAGUGGUUUCUAUUUCCCAAUUUAUACAUGUUAUUAGUAUUUGAGAAAUUUCACAGCUGUUGACUUGUUGCUGCCGUAGCGAACGAGCGUGAAGCGAGCGAGGCAGCAGACUAAUCUUUAUGUAUAUGUAUAUAUAUAUAUAUAUAAGGCAGAUGAAAUCUCGAUCGUUUCGGCGUAUUUCAGCCUACCACAAUGCACUGCUUCCGGGCCGGCAGGCUAUUCUUGCCUAAUAAACAGGCAUUAGGCAAACAAGCAAUGUGAUCAUCUUUCAUCUUUGGUUUUCUUUUAUGACCUUUUAUGGAAAGCCAUAGCUGGCGUAAGUGAUCAAACGGCAUUUUGUCGAUACUUUGUGAGGUUGUCUUGUUUAUAUUUUUGCCUUCUUUGAUAAACAUUUAUAUUAACACUCGCACAUGUUAAAUGUCACCUGCAUGUCAUUGUCAUUGCCCUUAACCCCUGGUUUUAAAUCAUAUGAUUAUUGAAGCGGGGCCGUUUUGACCUAGCACUGUAGGCAAAUUGUCUAUACAAUUUUAUAUACUAGAUAUCACAGUCAUACCUGCCAUUUUGAUCUUUUCCUCGCGUUAGAUAAGUUGAUAAGUACACUCAUUCUUGUACGUUAGCCAUCGUACCUGUUCGGCUGUUCCUCUUUCGAUACGAAACUUCGAGCGCCGAGUUAUCGUACGGCACAUUCAAGUGUAUAAAUUAUGGAUGAUUCCAUUUAAUUACAAAUAUUUCUUACUCUUAUUCUUUAAAAUAUUAAAGAUUUGGGAACAAUGCUAUACCAAGGCAGCAUUCACUACCCUGUGGGUAAACUAGUAACUUAUAGGUGAAACAUCUUCAGCUGAAGCAUAAAUACCUCCGGACGACUUGAAACUUCUCCAGUUUUCUAUACACACACAGAAUACUUCUACUGGGAACAAAUUUCUGAUAAACAUCGAAAAAUGUUAUUUAAAAGCUGUUGUGCAUUCUCAAUACCGGUAUACUGAAUGCAUUAUUCAUAAGGCGUUAGCCUGAAUAGCAUCGCCAUGAAAAUUUAAGAUACAGUAAUAAGAAAUUACCAGACGUUAAAGAAAGUAUCAAAAGGAAUAUACGAAGACGAAGUUAUAAAGACUAAAGAAUUGUCAGCAAUUGAAGAGUUAAUUGUGCUCAGUAAAAAGAGAUAAUUUGGAGCGAGUAUUAAUGCAUACCCUGUAUACUUAGGUCAUAAAGUUAUAGAGACGCUAAUUGUUGAGUAAAAUAUACGUAAGAAAAUGAAUGUAGAAUUGAAAGUAACUGGUUUCACAAUCUUUUGUUGCGAACCAAUAGAACCAGAGCGGCCAAAUAUAGUAGGGACCAGCUCGUAACAACAGUCGAUAUACAGACUAUUUACCUUAAGCCCAUUAACCAUACUAACAACGGACCAUACUAGUAAUAAUAAAAAUAUAAUGUAAAGUAUAAUCUGUGAGAAAAAAGUAGAAUGAUUGUGUUACCAUGACUACUACGUAACGCAAGCCAGUGUUCCAUCAGUGGUUGGUUGAAACAAUGUCUGAGAAAUAUAGUUCUUUUGGCCAUAACUAUACAGAAAAUGUGUAUUUCAAUUAAUCAUGAAAUAGCACGACGGAUUAGGGCGCAAUGCAACUUAUACUGGGUUACAGUAAUUUAAUAAAGAGAGCGACGGUGCAUGUAUGGUAUAUAUUUCAUAUGAACGAUAUACUGUAUAAGACACCAAGUCAAACCUUCAUCAAUGUAUUCUAUGUUAACAUAUUCUAAUCUAGUAAUCACGAUUUUAAAUACCAAAUGACAAACAAAACCUGCAGAUUUUUUACAAUGAGAGGCAUUUUGGCUCUGUUGACAUUGAAAGGCCGAUCUCAAGAGAUAAAAGAGAUAUUAAUAAAAAAUCGGUGGGCUUUAUCAUAUGUCACCGAUACCUUUAAUUGGUGUAAUUUUGGUUAGAUUGUCGAAUUCGUGUUCUUAAAACGGCCUAUAUAUUAAAGUAUUCGUUCAUCAAUGAACUGCAUUUAGAAUAACACUAUUAACUACAUUCAGAAUCCGUUUUAUUUUUAAAAACAAAUCUUUAUUUAUUUAUUAGGAAAUGCAUGUCCGCCGCAUGCAACGUUUUGCUCCUGAAAGCAUGCAUGCAGUCGAAUUGAAGGAAUCUUGAAUUGGUUGAAUUGUCUGAAAUUGGUUGGUUGCUAAUCGAUGUGACAUAUUCCAAAUUUGAUAUUUCAACUAUGGCCACAAAGAAAAAAAAUUGGACAUGCACUGUCAAAUCUGAAGGGGAGGGGCACGGCUUAUCUCCGCGUUUACUCAUCCGAUCACUAGCUAGCUCUCCCAGGGAAUAAACUGGCGAUGCCCAGCGUAAUGGUAUCAAAUUAUUGCAAUAGGCCGUUUUUACUAAUUGACGACUCUUUUGAAAAUGCCUAGACGCAAGUUUAAACGCUGAUAUCUCAGCGUCUAUCGCAUGUAUGACCUACCUGUAUAUCAAAAUUUAAGUUAGCCCCUUUUGGGUACGGUAAAAGUUAUUUGAGCGAUAUAGCCGUUUUACUUUUGCCGCUAUAUCAAAUCAAACAGGGGAACUUUUUUCUGCGCCACCUGGCAGUCAAAUGUUUCUGCUAAGGUAACAAUUUGUGUAGUUCUAGAUUAUUUACUAUAAUGUUAGACAGUAGAUGUGAGUAUCUUAAUAUACGGUAUGUAAAGGAAAUAAUGCAUUUCCGCUUUGCAGGAAUAUUAGCACAGAAGGAAUAGAAGAAUGUAUGCAAGAACUGGGACAGCGCGAUAGGACAGUUGAAAAUGCUACUAAAUGGGCUCUUAAUGUAAGCAUAAUCAUUUGCAUUAUUUUAUUAAAUUAUCAUUAAAUUACAUUUAACCACAUCUACAGUAUGCAUACUCUGCAUGUAUAUAUUAUAUUUUUAUUGAUUAUAAUUUUUUUAAACUUACACAAAAGUACAUUGAUUAUAACUUAAUAGUAUGUGUUUUCAUUAUAGUGUGAUUUGAAAGAGAUUGGGUUUAAAGUACUCACAGAAGAGGUGAAACGUGGUCAAGUAAAAAUGGUAUGAGCGUUUUAUUGGUUUUCGCAUCGCAUGAUAUGAAAAAUUAUCAAGACCUCAGUUUGUGUUAUCAACCUCAGCCUUCGGGUUUUGUCGAUACUUCGACUUGAUAAUUCUUUACAGUAUAUCAUACUCAACUCAUUCAGUAAUUAUUGAAUAUAACUAAGAAAAUGGUAAAUGUUUUUGGUACUGUUGUACAAUUAGGAUUUUUAGGUUUUGAACACGAGAAAUUCCAUCAUUGACUGAUUCCUUUGUUGUACUGUUAUAUAUUCCCGUGAUAGCUUCAGUGUUGUAUCACUUUCACCUUCAGGUUGAAGGACCACUUGUCCUACAGAUUCAAAAGAUUCGCAACAUUUCCGCCCCCAAAGCGAACGAGGAGUCUGGAGCUGCCCCGCGUUUGCUAAAACUACAACUUACUGAUGGCCACACAACAUGUUUUGCUCUGGAACACUCACUUAUACAAAAACUUAGGUAUUAUGUAUUUCUGUUUUUAUAUCCUUUUUCACUUUUGUGAAUAAACAUUCGGGUUUGAAGAAUUACUAAAAUUAAAUCCUGGAGUGUAACACACAAUUAAGAAUGUCAUAUUUGAUAUUGUCAGUCUUUCGCACGCAGUUUUUAUCUUUUAUAAUUAUAAAUAAACAUGUGCAGGUAUGUAAUUCUAAUUGCAACAAAUAUAAUUUUAGUUUGUCAACACCACCUGGGACUAAGAUUCGUCUCAAAGGCACUGUUCCAUUAUUCUGUGGUUUUAUGUUGUUGGAACCCCGGCAUGUGGAAGUUCUUGGCGGUAAAGUAGAGAAACUUAUUUUGAAAUGGGAGACACACAAGGUUAGUGUGAUAUAUAUUUCUAAAUGUCGAAUUAUAAUUGUUAAUUAAUUUAUCUUUUAUUACCACUUUUAUUAAGUUAUAUUCCUACUCUUUUUCCAUUUGCAAUUUUAUAUUACAGGUAGACUACGCGAAGCGUUCCUCUUUUGAGUUCAUAAGUCAUUUGGAAUUUCCCUAAUUACCUUUGCAUAUUUGAAAAACCUCUUUGCAAAUCCUUUGAGGGAAUUUGCAAUGUUCCUAAGCUAAUUAAAUGUUCCUGCACUUCCUGUUCAAAUUUACUAACUUUCUGUUCUGUUCAUCGCAUUCUGUCUGAUUGUGAUUGGUCUACAAAAAUAAUCUACGAUCACAAUGCGAAGAAGUUAGGACGUUUGAACAAGGAAGUGAGGAACAUUAUAAUUAGCUUAGGAACAUUGCAAAUUCCCUCCAAGGAUUUGAUAAAAGGUUUUUCAGAUAUGCAAAGGUUAGAGUUAUGAACUCAAGAGAAGAACGCUCACGUAGUUCACCUGUACUUGCAAGCUAGUUUUGCGUUUUACGCAUCGGAUGGCGUUGAUUUACUGUAAAAGGAGUAAAUUAAACCAAAGGAUAAAAAUAUAUAGAUUUGCAUGUUCUGCAUUACGUUGACCAAUGUGCUUUGCAUAAAAUGGAAUGCUAACUCCAAUAAUGAAGCUUAUACUUGGUUGAAGCCAAUGCUAUGUCAUACCACAUGCAGAGGUAGCAAUUGAUAUGUAUACUGUACAUGGUCCAUACUACAGUAUUCAUUAACCAAUAACGAACUGGUGAAAAUAGUACAGUAUUUUUGUUCUUUCUUGAAGAGUGUGAGUCAGCAGCGAGCUUUACCCAGUAACCCGAGUGAUGAUGGUCCUCCAUUGUUCAUUGCUUUUGAUCCUAAAACGAGCAAUAGUCAUGUAAAGAGAAUUUCUAUCUCGAAAGGUGAGUUCCAUACAGUGUACAUAUACAGUACUAUAUAUUUAAUUUUUUGUGAUUGAUGAAAUUGAUUGGUUUUUGUAAUCCCCAAGUGAAACGUUCUAGUUUGAAUUCACAUGCAUCCUACUGUAGUACAGUAUUCCAAAUUUAUUAAUAUCCAAAACUAUUCAGAAGUAUUUUUAUAUAAUAAUACAGGUACAUUACUGUAAAAACGAAAUGCUGGUGACAGAACUGUCUAUUAACAGAACUGUCGAAUUAAUUAUCAGUCGGUUAAUAUAGCUGAAUAUGGCAGGUUCAAAUUCGGCCUGAGUUAGAUUUAUAUGGAUCUUGACAAUACAGUGUUGGGUUUUAACAGUAAAUGCAUAUGUUUGUUAUAAUUUACUAGUUUUAACUCUGCAAAAUAACAUGCAAGAACAACGAUUCUAAGAGUUGAGGAUUUUACUAGAUUCUUUGAAAAUGAUUUCACUUUUAACACAGCCGUUAAUCAAAACACUCAGGAUUCAGUGUCCAGUCAAGAAAGUAGCUCCAGCCAAAAAGAUGAAAACAAGAAAGCACACGCGGCGUUUGAACACAGUCGAGAUCAACGUAUCCAGACAGCUAAACAAGGUAAUGAAAGACAGUCUAAUCCUACCAAAACUGGAAACAAUGCAAACAGAAGUCUUCAAGUCGCUGGAAAUCAGGUAUUUUCUAUAUUAUGCUAUAUAUACCUUAUUGCUUUACGUGUAAUAACGUGCAAGUUUUGGGGAAAAGCAUAGACGUCAUAACUACAGUUGGAUAAAAUUACUGUUGUGAGUCUUGUGACACAUUACCGAUGUUUAAAAAUUAUUGGUGGACACAUUACUGGUGUGUAAUGGUAUAUUAAGCUAAUUUUUUAGCUUCGCUUAUUUUUAAUUGAACCAAAGGAAGUUUAACACAUGUCCCUAAAUUUAGGCACUAACGCCUGCCCUGAUUGAUUGUGUAACUACUGUAUACUGUAGAUGUAAUUUGUGAAUUCAAGAAGAUGUCUGGAUGUUCUAAAAAACUAAGAUAUUUACCGAGCAAGGGUGCUGGUAUAGUUAUUCUCAAUCGCGUUGUUUCGAAUCGGGCAUUAUUUAUGUUGCCGUUUAUUUGUAAAUACUGCAUGUGUAAAUUUACAUGACUCUGUAAGUCAGCCUAUAUGCGUGCAUAAUUAAUGCACUUACGUUAAUUUAAUUUGCUAAGUCUUCCAUAUUUACAGAGAAGACGAGCAGAUUCUUCAAGCGACAGAGACCAGAGACGAGUUGAAAAGGAUCUAGACGUAAAGCCGACUGGUCCAAAACAAGAAGCAUUUGGACACAAUCAAAGUAACAAAUAUGUUCGAGACGCACAGUUUUCAGACAAAAAUGAUGGACAGGUAUAGUGUUUAUAAUUAUACUGGGGAAAAUGUUUUUAAACAUUGGGGCCAACUGAAAUAUUCAAUAUUUUGAUAUCACAAUAAAAAUCAAUUAGAGCAUGUUACAGAUAUUCGGUGGAGUCCAAAUGGAAUAGGAUUACUUUGGUCCUGAAAAAUUAGUGUCUGGAUGUCGUAACCGGAAAUCUACUGUACUUAAAGGUCUCCGGUACAACGUACCAUGCAGCGCCCGGGCAACUAGUAAGAUGCACAUUUGUUACAGACGAGUAUAGUUGAUACAUAUUAUAUUCCCCAGUCUUUCAUUAGGGUGUCCCAGUAGCCCUGCGUGUAUUACAGUAGAAACGACAUUCUCGGUUUCAGAUCCAUUUUAGGUGAAAAGCUUCUUAACAAUAUUAUGAAUUUUCUAUGCAUUUUAUUAUUAGCAGAAAUAUGCGGAAAAGAAUAAUCAUGGAAGAAGAUCAGGCUUUCGUAAAGGUGUGAUCUACAGUGUAAUGUUUUAUUCAAUUCUAGUAAUGCUAAUUUAACAGUAUUUAGCACUUCUGCAACUUCCGAAAACCCUAUAUUCACCAACACGCUUCUUGUGUUCUGCAUAUUCGGGCAUUUUAGAUUCUUUUGCUCGUGCAGUUAGUCAACUGUUGGUGCUUUUAUUUUCUUUAAAAUAUCUUAUCCUAUCCUAUCGAAGAAGUGACAUCGAUCCACUGCUCUCUUCUGCAGGUGGAAGGCACAAUGACGAUUCCAAUGAUGAUUAUUCGACGUCAAGGCCGUCAGAGGGAACUCUCUGGGAUUUCCUUGAAACUAAGCUUCCUUCAAAAGGUAUACUACAAAUGAUAUACUGUAUACUUAUCAUUUAUAGACCCGAAAGGGGUUCAUCUUGAGAGGGAUAUCAUCAAUGAGGAUAAUAUUUCGCCGAAUCCCACGAGCAGGGGGUCUAUAAAUCAUAUACUGUAGUAUACUCAAAGUUAAAGAACCCACUAAGUAGAGAAUAAACUUGCUGAAUAGAAGUUAUAGAACUACUGUAUUUUUUUUAUACCUGAGUUUUUAUGUUUUCCCUUUGACAUAUUUAAGUUACAUAACAUAUCUCCUAAUAUUUAAAUCUUUAUUCAAAGUAUGAUAUAAUUGUAAAACAGUAAAACUUACUAUUGUAUGUGCAUUGAUACCUUUGAUUGUAAAGUGCAUUUAUUGUGUUAUUUUAUUCUUUGUAAUGCUCAUUCCGAUUUAGCUCAUUAGGGAGCUAUUCAAUGUGUGAAUAAUUUAUUAAACAUAAUAUCGCACGCCAGAUCUGCCGGGGGAUAUUAUAAUAUCUCACCUUGCGGCCAUAAUCAUAGAAUUGGGUGAAAUAUCGUAAAAAAUCACAAUGUCACGUGGUACGAAUGCUGUUUUUUUAUUGGGCAGUUUAAGGGAGGUUUAAGGAGUUGGAAUUCGUCAAAAUAUUGGAUGGCAAAGUAUGCGCAAUGCAGCGAAAAAUCACAGCUCUUAAGAAAUCUUAUUUUUUUAUAAGAAUAUGAAAAAGAUGCCUUCUUUUCUUGACGUUUCAAGCGCACUCUGUCAAUCGCCCAUCUAACUUGUAGUACUAUAUAUAACAAUAUACGAGUUAGCGUGGAUUCUGGUGCGUCACCCUGGGAUUAUGUAGCGACCUUUAUUCUCAUUUUCUGUUAAUAUAUUACAGGUUACGAAACAGAAAAUGCCAAACCAAAGAAUUCUUCUGUUGAUUAUUUCGAAUGGGGUGAAAGCAACGAGAGUCGACAACCCAGUAGCCAACGCGAUGGUCAGUACAGAAACCAGCGCGCAAAUCAACAGCAACAUGACAGACCAACGCUUUCAACUGGUGGUAACUUGCAAAGGGUUGGAUACCAAGGCAUUCGUGAUGAUCAUCGCAAAAAUCAGAAUGUAGAUCAUCAACCCUAUCAGCAGGGAGAUCAAGGGAGGAAUAAUAGAGAGGUAGAUAAUUACAGAGACAAAGAAAGUGACCGAAGUCGAUACCAACCCAGGGGUCAACAGAAGCACGAGCAUCAGACAAAAGACCAGCAUGUCCACCAGCAUAAAAAAACACGCGAAAGACCUAAUCAAAUUCAGUACAGUAAAGAGAAGGAGCAAGGUCCGGAGAAAAAGGAUGAUAAACAUAAUGACAGAAGAAACGAUCGACCAUCGAGAACAGAACGUGUUGAUAAACAAAGCAAGCAACCAGAGAUUAGACAUGGCAAUCAAAGUGGAAAAAAUGAUAAAGUUAGCGGUCAACAAAACAAUCAAAUGGGUGACAGUUAUAGAAAGGAUUAUCCAAAAUAUGAUAAGGCAGACCAUAAGAAGUCAGAAGGUGGUGACAGCACACUAAAAAGUACUCGUGUGGAGGAUAGAACACCAAACUAUAGAAGUAAAGGCCAUAAAGGCGAAAAGCAAGGUGGUGUAUUAACGGAUCAAAGUAACCGUGGGAGUAAAGUUGAGCAAAAUGUGCGUAUUAACAGAGGAGGAGCAGGACCGGACGGCAAAAGAUCGCAGCAGUCGCGGGAGAAACAGGGCGAACACGAUGGAAGAACUCCCCGAGGGGAUGUGCAGCAAUAUAGGGAAAGUAGAGAUGUGUCGAACAAAAAACAUGAGAACGCGAAUAAAGGGGCUUACAAUGUUUCUACUAAAACCAAACGCGAACAUAUGAAUCAAACGCAUCAGAGUAAUAUAAGUGUUCCAAUAGUGGAAGAGACGCAGAAGAGAGACUCGCAAAUAAAGAGUACCCCAGUUCCUGUAGGACAGAGUGAUAGUCAAAAACAUCGCGAUCAGAAUGAAAGAUAUGGGGAUGGUGUGCCUGGUGGUCGCGGUUACGAAUCUCGGAAGCAGGUAAAGUAUAAGAAAUUGAGAAAAUAAUUUUUUAUACAAAUGUAUAAUUGCUUAAAUGCCGUUUACCGUGUGUUAACUAAGACGUUCUUGUAUAUAGAGGACUGCUUGGUCAUUUAUAAAGAGCGGAGAAACAACGUCGCAAAUAAUAGUUAAUAAUUGUAUGUGCAACCCUUCCGUAUAUCGUCAUCUGUUGUGGUGCAAAUAAAAUAUCGAAUUUUGUAAACAUAAUUAUUCUAGUCGGCGCAUUCCAGAAAAUAAUGAAAACUUUUAAAUUAGGUGUUUUGUAUCAAGCUAGCAUUUGCUUUAAUGUACUGUAAUGUAAUGCAAGAAAAGCCUGCGCAGGUUUUAUUUAACAGAUAUAAAACAUUUUGCGUGUUGAUAUACAGUUAUAUCAACACGAGUGGAAAUUGGGAAAACGAGAAAUUGUGUGGAAACACGACGUCCGGAGGGCUGAGUGUUUUCACACAAUUUCGAGUUUUCCCAAAAAAAUGUUUUAUAUUCUUUUUAUAAUAUGGCACGAAGAAAUAUAAAGAAAGAAAUGUUCCGUGUUGACAUUGAGUUAUAUCAACACGGCUCUUAGCCAAUCAGCGUUCACAAUUUACAAAUGCUAUAUUUAUAAUGUGUUGUCUUAUAUAUAGCAUUGGUGGCAAGAAGGAGAAGACUGUAUGGCUUUUCGCGCCCAACAGGGACAG
This is a messenger RNA of Paramuricea clavata, 11321 nucleotides long. NCBI's taxonomy places the organism in Eukaryota, Metazoa, Cnidaria, Anthozoa, Malacalcyonacea, Plexauridae. The record is from the annotation of a GenBank genome assembly.